AAACCAUAAAUUACCCAGAUGUGUUUCACAGUGGCAAGAAUCUUACACGUUUAACGGGGUUAGUUGGCUAAUUUAAAAUACAUCCAAUAAGGAAAAGAAAAUGAUUCUUCUGAGCUGGGGGUCUCCUGUAGCCUGAGUUGGAGCAGAACUUCCUCCAAAGUGCUAGGCUUACAGGCACGCACCACCAUGCCUUGUUUAGAAGAAAACCAUUACAAUUUUUCAAAGAACAUUUAAGGAACAAGGUAGACAACACAUUUAUCUUAAUAUGUAAUUUUGUGUCAUUGUCUCAAAAACAUCUUGUUCAGUGGAUUAAAAAGGGUCCGUCCACUUUAUGAGCGUAUGCAUAUACUCAAUGCAAAAAAAAUUUUUUUUUACAGUAUUGUAAGUCCCAAAGCUGAGGUGGCCCGGGCACAGGCAGCACUGGCGGUGAACAUCAGCGUGGCACAGGGCCUGCAGGAUGUUCUGAGGACCAACUUGUGGCCUAAGGACACCAUGAAGAUGCUUGUUUCUGGUGCUAGAGACAUCAAGCUUACUAAAGAUGGCAAUGUGCUGCUUCAUGAAAUGCAAGUCCAACACCCAACAGCCUCUCUAAUAGCAAAAGUAGCUACAGCCCUGGAUGACAUCACUGGCGAUGGUACCAGGUCCAAUGUCCUUAUCAUCGGGGAGCUGCUGAAGCAGGCCGACCUCUACAUUUCUGAGGGUCUUCACCCCAGGAUAAUAACUGAAGGUUUUGAAGCUGCUAGGGAAAAGGCACUCCAGUUUUUGGAACAAGUCAAAGUGAGCAGAGAGAUGGACAGAGAAACCCUGAUCGAUGUGGCCAGAACAUCUCUGCGAACUAAAGUUCAUGCUGAACUUGCAGAUGUCUUAACAGAGUCUGUAGUGGACUCCAUUUUGGCCAUUAAGAAAAAAGAUGAACCCAUUGACCUCUUCAUGGUUGAGAUCAUGGAGAUGAAACAUAAAUCUGAAACUGAUUCAAGCUUAAUCAGAGGGCUUGUUUUGGAUCAUGGAGCACGGCAUCCUGAUAUGAAGAAAAGAGUAGAAAAUGCCUACAUCCUCACGUGCAACGUGUCCUUAGAAUAUGAGAAAACAGAAGUGAAUUGGUUUUUCUACAAGAGUGCGGAAGAGAGAGAGAAACUAGUGAAGGCUGAAAGAAAAUUCAUUGAAGACAGAGUUAAGAAGAUAGUAGAGCUGAAAAGGAAAGUCUGUGGUGAUUUCGAUAAAGGAUUUGUCAUCAUUAACCAAAAGGGGAUUGACCCCUUUUCCUUAGAUGUCCUUGCAAAAGAAGGCAUUGUGGCUCUGCGCAGGGCCAAGAGGAGAAACAUGGAGAGGCUGACACUUGCUUGUGAUGAUGGGGUAGCUCUGAAUUCCUUUGACGAUCUGAAUCCUGUGGGCCAUGCAGGUCUUGUCUAUGAGUAUACGUUUGUUGAAGAGAAAUUCACCUUCAUUGAGAAAUGUAGCAAGAAGAUUCUUGAAAUUCUAUCUGUUUUGUUCCAUGUUACACUGGCUUGUGCCAGUUCUGUACUUGAGAGAUUCAGGACUGAGGUUCCAGUGGUUAUUGUUUAUAAAUCCCAAAAUGAAACAGGCAGCUUUUUGGCUUAUUCUUCAGUGAGAGGUACUUUGCUUAGUGGACUAAUGUCUGAUUGUAGAAAAUUGAUUAUGCACACUACCUUGCAGAAACGUUCACUGAAAGUAGAUUGCUAG
Molecule: messenger RNA, 1701 nt
Organism: Peromyscus leucopus (white-footed mouse)
Lineage: Eukaryota; Metazoa; Chordata; Mammalia; Rodentia; Cricetidae
Product: T-complex protein 1 subunit zeta-like
Biological process (GO): protein folding
Cellular component (GO): chaperonin-containing T-complex
Molecular function (GO): ATP hydrolysis activity; ATP-dependent protein folding chaperone; ATP binding
Source: RefSeq, a predicted model, not a curated record